CGUGCUCGCUAGGGUUUUGACGCGAACCAAACCUAGUCUCUCUCGCAGCCGCUCGGUUUUCGCAGAGCCGCCGCACGCCGCCGCCGCCCCCUUACGAAGCAGCGAAGAUGAAGACGAUCCUGUCGUCGGAGACCAUGGACAUCCCCGACGGCGUCACCAUCAAGGUGAACGCGAAGGUGAUCGAGGUGGAGGGCCCCCGCGGCAAGCUCACCCGCAACUUCAAGCACCUCAACCUCGACUUCCAGCUCAUCAAGGACGAGGAGACCGGCAAGAGGAAGCUCAAGAUCGAGGCCUGGUUCGGCACCCGGAAGACGUCUGCCUCCAUCCGGACGGCCCUCAGCCACGUCGAGAACCUCAUCACCGGCGUCACCAGGGGCUACAGGUACAAGAUGCGCUUCGUGUACGCUCACUUCCCCAUCAACGCCAGCAUCCAGAACUCGAACAAGUCCAUCGAGAUUCGCAACUUCUUGGGCGAGAAGAAGGUGAGGAAGGUCGAUAUGCUUGAAGGAGUAUCUGUGGUCCGUUCCGAGAAGGUGAAGGAUGAACUGGUCGUGGAUGGGAAUGACAUUGAGCUUGUUUCCCGAUCUUGCGCCCUCAUAAACCAGAAAUGCCAUGUGAAGAACAAGGACAUUAGGAAGUUCCUCGAUGGUAUUUAUGUCAGCGAGAAGGGAACCAUCCUCGAGGAAGAAUGAUGAAUGAAGUAUUAGCAGCGUUCGGUGUCGAGUUUUACACCUUUAUGUCUUUUUAUCCAUUUGAUAUGCUACUUAAGGAUGAUUUAGCAGACUCUGAUGAUCCUGUUGAGGAUGAGAUUUGCAAUUUUGUGCUAUGGGAGUUUCUAUGCCUACACUUUGGUGUUUCUUCGGUUC
This is a messenger RNA of Syzygium oleosum, 866 nucleotides long. Its product is annotated as 60S ribosomal protein L9-1. Gene Ontology annotation, cellular component: ribosome; cytosolic large ribosomal subunit. The record is from RefSeq and is a predicted model, not a curated record. The coding region runs from base 108 to 692 and encodes 194 amino acids. The transcript is spliced from 3 exons. Gene Ontology annotation, biological process: cytoplasmic translation. NCBI's taxonomy places the organism in Eukaryota, Viridiplantae, Streptophyta, Magnoliopsida, Myrtales, Myrtaceae. Gene Ontology annotation, molecular function: structural constituent of ribosome; rRNA binding.